Messenger RNA from Pimephales promelas (fathead minnow), 2212 nucleotides. Its product is annotated as cytochrome P450 2B4. NCBI's taxonomy places the organism in Eukaryota, Metazoa, Chordata, Actinopteri, Cypriniformes, Leuciscidae. The record is from RefSeq and is a predicted model, not a curated record. Gene Ontology annotation, molecular function: heme binding; iron ion binding; oxidoreductase activity, acting on paired donors, with incorporation or reduction of molecular oxygen, reduced flavin or flavoprotein as one donor, and incorporation of one atom of oxygen. Gene Ontology annotation, biological process: xenobiotic metabolic process. Gene Ontology annotation, cellular component: cytoplasm; intracellular membrane-bounded organelle.
UGUAUUAAAUAGCAGGUUUCAGAAGUCCUGUCCAGUAGAUCAGUAACCAUGUGGACCGCACUGGUUCUGUUAUGUCUCGGAGCCUUUCUUCUCUACUUGCAGUUCAGAAUUCGGCGACCUAAAAACUUCCCCCCUGGACCCACUCCUGUUCCAUUUUUUGGAAAUUUGCUACAAUUUGACCGCAUAAACCCGUUAAAGAACUUUGACAAGUUUGCUCAGCGCUAUGGAUCAAUCUACGCACUGAACUUUGGUAGACAGCCAGCAGUGGUGUUGACGGGACAGAAAAUGAUCAGGGAGGCACUGAUCACAAAAGCGGUGGAGUUUGCUGGUAGAUCAGAGAACAUGAUGGUCAGUCAUAUAACAAGGGGCAAAGGGGUGAUCAUGGCAGAUUAUGGAGACGGCUGGCGGGGACAUCGACGCUUUGCUCUGACCACACUGAGGAACUUCGGCCUUGGAAAGAGAAGUAUGGAGCAGAGGAUUCUGGAAGAAGUCAAAUAUAUCUGCGCACAACUGGAGGAGUCUGCUGGAAAGUCAAUUGACCCUCAACAUCUGUACCACCGAGCUGCUUCAAAUAUCAUUGCCUCAAUCAUUUUUGGGUCACGUUUCAAUUAUCAGGAUGAAUAUUUCCAGACAUUGAUCAUAACUAUGGAAAAACUUACAAAGAUUGUCAUUGGACCAUGGGCAAUGCUCUAUGAAAUAGCCCCCGCGUUAAGGAUUUUUCCACUGCCAUUCUGGAAAGCUUUUCACGAUUUUGAGACAAUCAGAAAACAUAUUCUUAAAGUUGUGGAUGAGCACAGGAAGUCACAUGUUACCGGGCAGCCAAGAGACGUGAUUGACUGUUACUUGGAGGAGAUGGAGAAGAGAGCAGAUCAACGCACCACCUUUGAUGACUCACAAAUGGUCACUUUGCUGUUUGACCUGUUUGUGGCUGGAACCGACACAACCUCUAACACACUCCGAACUUUAACACUCUAUUUGAUGACGCACACUCAUAUUCAGGAGCAAUGUCAGCGGGAGAUUGAUGAAGUCCUUGGUGCUCGUGAACACGUCACAUAUGAGGACAGAAACGCCAUGCCUUUCGUUCAAGCAGUGAUUCAUGAGGGUCAGCGUGUUGGUGACAUUGUUCCACUCAGUAUGUUUCACACCACCACAACCGACACUCAACUCCAGGGCUACAGCAUCCCAAAGGGGACAAUUAUCAUCCCCUAUCUGUCAUCUGCUCUGAGAGAGGAAAGUCAGUGGAAGUUUCCGCAUGAAUUCAACCCCCAAAACUUCUUGAAUGAAAAGGGGGAAUUUGUGAAGCCUGACGCAUUCAUGCCUUUUUCUGCUGGAUCUCGUGUGUGUUUAGGAGAAAAUCUAGCUCGCAUGGAGCUCUUCCUCAUCCUGGUCACGGUGCUGCGACAAUUCAAUCUUAUCUGGCCGAAGGAUGCAGGAGAGCCGGACUUCAAAUAUAUAUAUGGCGGGACACAGUCAGUGAAACCUUACCGUAUGACUGUACAACUACGUACACCUGGGGAGACUUGUGAAACUGUUCAUUGAACAUAUAUUGCCCUUCAGUGAAAACAUGCCCCAUAUCACAUCACACUAUACAAGCACAAUGGUAGCUGCCUAUAAACUAUGUUUUAGCUUUUUAGUAAAAUUUACACACAAGAUUAAAACAAAAAAUACUGGAAGUUACUGAAGUAUAAAAUUACAACAUAUUGCACGUGUAACAACUUGCAAUGACAUUUAUGAAAAAUACCUUUGCCCUAAGAUGUUAAACUCAAUAUGUUUUUAUUGCAUCUGCUUAUUUACCCAAUGUCUACAGCAAAAAUACAUUAUAAUUUUAAAUGGCGUUUAAAAUUAACUUACAAAACCCAUGCCUGGGAAAACUAGUUACCGAGACUGUAGCUCUAGUGACAACUAGCCCGCCUCUUAAAUGCAUUAAACAUGUAUAAUGAAACCUUGAUCACAGGCAGCUUUGAUGCAUUUUUUUUUAAACAAUUCACAACUAAUCCAUUUUGGAAUCAUGACAAUUCCAGUGGUAGCAGUUUAAUAUUUGUUUUUAUUUUGUUUUUAAAAUACACUUAAAUACCAUAUAUGUAAUAUUGUGCUGCUAGAAAGCUCAGCUUCAUACUGAUAGAGCAUGAUGUAGACUACAAAAGAAUUGAAUGUUGGGACUGAUUUAUAUUGUAAAAAUGUGCAAAUAAUAAAAUAUAUAAAUCAUUUGAUA